GGCAGGAGUCUGCGGACUUGAGGAGGUGGAGAAACUGUGCUGCUGCUCCAGUGUCCCUUGGAGGGGGAGCAGUUUCCCAGGAGGGAGAAGGGAAUUAUUGUGCUCGCUCGCUUCCCCCUCCGCCCCCAUUUGUUUUCUAUAGGUAGCGGAAAGAUCACGCUGUCAUUAAAGGCACAUCCCCUCCCUUUGUGCCGGUGCCAGGAAGGGAGAGACAGAUAAACAGUCACUCCGAGGUGGUGGGGGAGUCCAUUGGCGCCCCAGAUGAAGCCGAUCGCUCGCGGAGGUGUCAUUAUGAGUCCCACCUUCCAAGGGGAAAGGGGCUGCUCCGUUGUCCCUGCCCUCUCGCUCUGCGAAAGAGCUGAAUGACGCGGUGUGCUCUUGCUGUUAUUGUUCCAGCUGGCAAGCGUCAGGGAUGAAGACACGGGGAUGUUUGUGGUCCUAAUUUGCAAAGUAUCCCAUCUUCUAGGAGAACAGGAUGCAGCGUUGACUCCAGCGAUCCGCGCAACACCCUAAAAAUUAAAUAUGAUGAGGAAGAGGAGGAAGCGAGGAGGCCGGCUCGCCUGCUCAUGCAGCAGUCCCGUCCCGCCGCCGCCGGAGUCCCGCAGACCUGCAUGGACGGGCAUGGGGAGAGCAGCACCUUCCUACGCCGCCGGGGCUGAGCAACGCCGCCGCCGCCGGCUGCACCCGCCGCCGCCGGCCGCCCUGUUUCUCCUCUUCAACGUCGGGUUGCUGCUGCGCACAGGUGACUGCCAGCUGCAAACACCAUGUCGAAUCCAGAAGUGCACCACAGACUUUGUGUCAUUAACUUCGCAUCUAAACUCUGCUCUUGAUGGCUUUGAUUUGGAGUUCUGCAAAGCCCUGCGGGCAUAUUCUGCCUGCACCUAUCGCAAUUCCAAAGUCUGUCGUGGAAACCUAGUUUACCAUUCUGCUGUGCUAGGGAUCAGCGACCUCAUGAGUCAGAGAAACUGCUCCAAGGAUGGGCCAACAUCUUCUACUAACCCUGAAGUUACCCACGACCCCUGUAAUUACAGUGGCCGCAUAGGAGCCAGAGAACUUCGGGGAGGGGAGCAAACCCCUCCUACUUACCUCUUUUGUGGUUUGUUUGGUGAUCCUCACCUUAGGACUUUUAAGGAUCACUUUCAGACAUGCAAAGUGGAAGGUGCCUGGCCUCUCAUAGACAAUAACUACUUAUCAGUGCAAGUGACGAAUGUGCCUCUGGUGCCAGGAUCCAGUGCUACUGCUACAAAUAAGAUAACUAUUAUCUUUAAAUCAUACCAAGACUGCACAGAGCAGAAGGUGUACCAGGCAGUGACUGAUGACCUACCGGCGGCUUUUGUAGAUGGCACAACAAGUGGAGGUGACAGUGACACCAAGAGCUUGCGCAUAGUGGAGAGAGUCAGUGGCAGAUACGUGGAGAUGCACGCCAGGUACAUCGGGGCCACUGUGUUUGUGCGCCAAGUCGGACAUUACCUAACGCUGGCCAUUCGCAUGCCAGAAGAGCUGGCCAUGGCUUAUGAAGAAAGCCAGGACCUCCAGCUGUGUGUGAAUGGCUGCCCCUCGAGUGAACGCAUUGAUGAUAGUGGUCACUUACCUUUGCCCGUUAUGGGGCAGCUUCUUCCACAUGCUGCCUCUACUCAGCCCCGGUCUGUGUACACACUGGAGAGUGCCACUACCAAAUGCCAUGAGAAGAUGCUGGUGAAGGACAUCUAUUUUUACUCUUGUGUGUUUGAUCUGCUCACCACUGGUGAUGCUAACUUCACGGCAGCAGCUCAUAGUGCCUUGCAGGACGUAGAGGCGCUGCACCCCAGGAAAGAGCGCUGGCACAUCUUCCCCAACAGUGGAAAUGGUGAUAUGGGCAAAAAUAGCAAAUUGUCCGUUAGUCUUGGACUUGUGUGCUUAAUCCUUGUUGCGUUUUUGUAGGGUUUUUUGUCUAUAACAAAGUUUUAAAAUAUAUAUUGUCAUAAUAUAUUGAGUAAAGCUAAGAGUAUAUAUGUAUAUACCAUGUAUAUGAAGGGAUGUUUGUCUUGGGACACCCGCCAGAUUGUACAUAUUGUGUUUGUUUUACAUGUAUGUCGGAUGUAGUAUUCUUUGAUUGUAUCAAUUUGUUUUGCAGUUGGUGAAAUGUUUUAUAAUGUCCCUGCAUUGGGACCUCAUAGAAAGCACUUUAUUUUUUAUAUAUGAAAUAUUUAUGUGUGUAGCUGGGUAAUAUGUAUAAUACACAUGUACAUACACCACCCCCAGUGCUCCCUCUAAGUAUUACAUAGUUUAAAAAAACUUUUAUAUGUAAGUACUUUUUCUGUGUUCCUCUUCUUUCGAUCCUUAAUUUCCUCCCAAGACCACCAGGCAUUCUACUGUGAAUACAGCACUAACUUGCUAUUCUCUCUAAGUGAAUCAUUCAGACUGAGUCUGCUUAUGAUUUAUACAGCAACGUGCUGUAUGUAGAACAGUCUUGGGUGUUUCUCUAGCUCACUUGACAUGUUUUAAUUGCAUAGCAUGACAUUGAAUAUUGCCUUUCCCUCAAGACUGCUAGUUUUAUUCUGUGAAUGAGUUGAAAUUGAGGGAUCAUUUGGUUGCCUAGGCUCAAGGAGAGCACCUGAGAUUUUUUUUAAUUGCCUAGGUUGUAUCACUAGGAUAUCAAGGGGCAUGCUGGGAGAUUUUUCCCUACCCGUGCACCCUACAUAAACACACUUUUCCUUAACAGUCCCUGUCACAGCUGUCCAUCUUCUUUUGGGACUGAUAGCUGGAGGGGUGCUAAGUGACCUAAGAAAUUCCCUUCCAUAAGCAGUGCUUCUACCAAAUGUGUUAGAAUAUAGGGAGAGGGUUAUUUCAACAGAGUCCUCAUGCAUGGUAGGGAUAAAGUUCAACCACUGGGUCACUGAAUCAAUCUAGUGCCUUAAAUUAUUGCAAGAAAGAGGUAACAUCUUACAUAGUAAAGAUUUUCAACAGUAAAAAUACCCACAUGUGCCACACACACAGCCCCUGCCCCCCACUCUCAUGAUUGCUAAUUGGUCUAAGUGUGUGUUUGUAUUCUGUUUUUCUCUUGGAAACAGUUUAGUGUAGAUUAGUGAGUCUCUAACAUUCCAAGGGUAUGUCUACACUGCAUUUUAAAGCCUGUGGCAAUGAGUCUCAGAGCCCAGGUCUACGGGCUUGGGGGCUCACUCUGUGGCGCUUAAAACCGUAGUGUUCUGAAACCCACUCACCUCCAGGCUUCAGAGCCUGAGCUCCAGACCUAAGCCUGAAUGUUUGUGGCUAUUUUUAGUUCCGUAAGUGAGCCCCUGUCUAUAGACCUAGGCACUGAAACUUGCUGCUGCAGGUUGGUGGGGGGUGAUUGGGGUUUUCGGAGGGUGCUGUGUAUACAAGAAUAACAGACUGGAAUAGUCUUGCUUUCAUUACUCUAAAGUUCAGUAAGUAAAUUUUACUCAAUGCUUGUUGGGUAGUGUGAGAGGUGAUACGUGAAAGUUAAAUCUCUCCUCUUUUUGCAUGGAAUGAUGAAGGGCUAGACAGAUUAGGGAUGGUCUCCUUUUAGCAAUUGCUGGGACUCUCUGUUGGCAGAGAGACUUAACUUGACACUGGAAUUGGUGGAAGAUUUACAUGCCACUUACAUUGGGCUGGGAAUGCUGUUUUGAAAACCAAUUAAGCUAGCUUGGUUUGGCUAGCCAGUGUGGAAGGCAGAACGAUGUACUAGACAAGAACACAUUCUAAUGUGUUCAGAUAGUUUGCCCCAUCCCUUCUGCCUGGCCACACUGUUUAAACUGAGUUAGCUGGAAAUGGUUUUCCAAAUGCUCUAGGUAAUGUGGUUUCUGGCCUACUGUCAAAUGGGGUAGAGGAAGGGAGCUUUCCUGUUUUGCUGCUCUAACGUGGGGGGGAACCCUUGUAUUUUGGGUGGCUGAAUUUCCCCAUUAGUGCACUGAGUUUAAAAGUAUUGUGAAAGAAUUGUAGUGGCUGAGCCUAGAGUUGCUGCCCCAGUACAAGUACAUAGUAAAUGAUGCAGAUCUAGUAGCUAGUUUCCUGUCCCCCAGUCCCACAAAUACGUGUGUGUGUGUGUAUACACACACACACACACGUGUAUAUAUACUAGUAGCAAAUUGUGAGCCCCAUAGACAAGUAAAAUUUCAGAAAUGUUGUGCUUCCUUCAAAGCGUUUUCUUGUUCCUGCUGUGGGAUUUCUUGAGAAAAUGUUAUUUGCACAUGUUGGUUCUUGAAGUCCACACUAGCCAAAAGAGUUUUAUUUAAUGCCAAACAUCUGGAUAUUUUGAAGCUUAGUGAAUGGUCUCUGGGGAGAGCUUACGCUUAGAGGGAACACUGGUUUUCACAGACACUCCAAAUGGCUGUCUUUUUUAGAAGGCUUCAAAUUUUAUUUUUAUGCUUGGAAACCCCACAAUGUGUCAGUCUUUGCAAAACCUUCUUGAUGUGGUUCAUGGAUAUACCAGUAAGUAUAUGUUUGUGUAAAAGAGUGACUGUGCAGUGUGUAAAUACUUUAAAUUAUUAUGAUAGAAGAAUAAAGUUACAUACCAUGCUGUGGAA
Molecule: messenger RNA, 4523 nt
Organism: Chrysemys picta bellii (western painted turtle)
Lineage: Eukaryota; Metazoa; Chordata; Testudines; Emydidae
Gene: RGMB
Product: repulsive guidance molecule BMP co-receptor b
Biological process (GO): BMP signaling pathway
Cellular component (GO): plasma membrane
Molecular function (GO): coreceptor activity
Source: RefSeq, a predicted model, not a curated record